This is a messenger RNA of Cryptomeria japonica (Japanese cedar), 2224 nucleotides long. RefSeq names its product NADP-dependent malic enzyme. Gene Ontology annotation, cellular component: chloroplast. The record is from RefSeq and is a predicted model, not a curated record. Gene Ontology annotation, molecular function: malate dehydrogenase (decarboxylating) (NAD+) activity; NAD binding; malate dehydrogenase (decarboxylating) (NADP+) activity. The transcript is spliced from 19 exons. NCBI's taxonomy places the organism in Eukaryota, Viridiplantae, Streptophyta, Pinopsida, Cupressales, Cupressaceae. Gene Ontology annotation, biological process: pyruvate metabolic process; malate metabolic process. Bases 235 to 2010 code for a protein of 591 amino acids.
ACUCUUAUCGACUUUGAAGGAUUCAAGCAUUAACAAUUACUCUUUUUUUAUGAUCAUUCUUAUCCACUUUAGUCUUUGAAGAAUCCAAGCAUACAUAGUUACAACUUUUUGUUACCUUUUUUAGUAGGGAAUCAAGGAUUUGUAAAGUGGAGAGGAGGAGGCAGAGUGCAGCUUGAUCAGUAGGGGCUGACUGUGUAGUGUUUAAGUGCUUAAAUUGGGUAUCUGUAUUUUGUAAUGGAGAGCCAAUUGAAGGAGGUGAGGAAUGGACCUGGUGUGCUGGACUUGGAUCCCAAGUCCACAGUGGGAGGUGGUGUCCAAGAUAUCUAUGGAGAAGAUACUGCCACUCAAAACCAGAUCAUCACUCCUUGGAGUGUCACAGUUGCCAGUGGAUGUUCAUUACUGCGAGAUCCCACCUAUAACAAAGGAUUGGCGUUUACUGAGAAAGAGAGAGAGACUCACUACCUGCGGGGUCUUUUACCACCAGUUUUUGCGUCACAAGAUCUUCAAGCAAAGAAGAUCAUGAAUAAUAUUCGUCAAUAUCAAGCUCCUUUACAGAAAUACAUGGCAAUGAUGGACCUUGAGGAAAGGAAUGAAAGAUUGUUUUACAAACUCUUAGUAGACCAUGUGGAAGAGUUACUUCCCAUAGUUUAUACUCCAACUGUUGGUGAAGCCUGUCAAAAAUAUGGAUCAAUCUUUAGACGCCCACAGGGUCUUUAUAUCAGCUUGAAAGAGAAAGGCAAGAUUCUAGAAGUCUUGAAGAACUGGUAUGAGAAGAAUAUUGAGGUUAUUGUUGUUACUGAUGGUGAACGCAUUUUGGGACUUGGGGAUCUUGGUUGCCAGGGUAUGGGCAUACCUGUUGGGAAAUUAGCUUUGUACACUGCACUUGGUGGUGUUCAUCCUUCAGCGUGUCUUCCAGUUACAAUUGACGUGGGAACCAACAAUGAGGAGCUGUUAAAUGAUGAAUUUUACAUUGGACUGCGGCAAAAGCGUAUUACUGGCCAGGAAUAUUAUGACCUCCUUGAUGAGUUCAUGUCUGCUGUCAAGCAAAACUAUGGAGAGAAAGUCCUGGUCCAGUUUGAAGACUUUGCUAAUCACAACGCCUUCGAAUUGCUAGCAAAGUAUAGGACAACUCAUCUGGCUUUUAAUGAUGAUAUCCAGGGUACAGCUGCAGUGGUGCUUGCAGGGUUGGUUGCGUCGUUAAAGGUGACUGGUGGAACAUUGGCUGAUCAUACCUUUCUUUUCCUUGGAGCUGGAGAGGCAGGAACAGGUAUUGCAGAACUGAUAGCACUUGAAAUGACAAAACAGAGUAAAAAGACACUGGAGGAGGCUCGUGAGAAGAUAUGGUUGGUGGACUCAAGGGGACUCGUAGUGAAGUCAAGAAUGGAAUCCCUACAACAAUUCAAGAAGCCAUGGGCACAUGAGCAUGAACCGCACAAAGAACUCUUGGAUGCUGUGAAGGCAAUCAAGCCAACUGUAUUGAUUGGUACAUCAGGGGUUGGAAAAACAUUCACAAAAGAAGUAAUUGAGGCUGUUUCCUCUUUUAAUGAGAAACCUAUUAUUUUGGCUCUCUCUAAUCCAACUAGCCAGUCUGAGUGUACUGCAGAGGAGGCUUACACUUGGACUCAGGGGCGUGCAAUCUUUGCAAGUGGAAGUCCAUUUGAUCCCGUAACUCUGAAUGGGAAGACUUUUACUCCUGGACAGUCCAACAAUGCAUACAUUUUCCCUGGCUUUGGCUUAGGAGUGGUCAUGUCAGGUUCGAUCCGCGUACAUGAUCAGAUGAUGCUGGCAGCUGCUGAGGCUUUAGCUAAUCAAGUCACUGAAGAGCAUCUUGGAAAAGGGCUUAUCUACCCACCAUUCCGAAGUAUCAGAAAGAUUUCGGCUCAUAUUGCAGCAGCAGUUGCAACAAAGGCAUAUGAACUUGGAUUAGCUACGCGCCUCCCACGUCCUGCAAAUUUGAUAGCAUUUGCUGAAAGUUGCAUGUACAGUCCAGUUUACAGGUCUUACAGAUGAAGACAGAAUCGGUUUUAUUGUGUGAAUACAAGUGCUUUCUCUAUAAACAUUAAUGGAGUCUGCCUAGCUCUGAAUUUAAUAAGGGCCCUUUGGAUCACGGCAGAUCUAAAUAAUCCAGUGUUUCUGUCUAGAGACUAAAUUGUAUGUAUAAUAGAUUAUGCAUGUGCUUUUCAGAAAUUUCAAUUUUUUAUAGUUAUCAUCGAAAUAUUCUUUA